Messenger RNA from Helobdella robusta, 3097 nucleotides. RefSeq lists its product as hypothetical. The transcript is spliced from 3 exons. Gene Ontology annotation, cellular component: membrane. The record is from RefSeq and is a predicted model, not a curated record. Gene Ontology annotation, molecular function: sucrose:proton symporter activity. Lineage: Eukaryota; Metazoa; Annelida; Clitellata; Rhynchobdellida; Glossiphoniidae. Bases 1 to 1689 code for a protein of 562 amino acids. Gene Ontology annotation, biological process: transmembrane transport.
AUGGCAGGUGUUCACGUUUCUACUUCACAAUCUUCCUCGUCAUCGUCGACAGCAGCUUCAUAUUCUUCAUCUUUUAUAUAUAUGGACCUUCCAGUCAUCAAGUCAAAAUUAAGUUUAACAAAGUUAUUAGGCUUGAAUGCUAUUGUUUGCGGCAUUGAGUUUUGUGGGAGCGCUGCGUUCUGCUUCAUACCUCCCAUGUUGUUGAAGGCAGGGAUCAGUGAGCAGUACAUGUCCAUGGUUCUGGGGGUUGGACCUCUCAUGGGCAUUUUCUUGGUCCCAAUUAUCGGUCGAUCCAGUGAUAAAUGUACUAGUCAGUUUGGAAGACGAAGGCCUUAUAUUCUGCUCUUAAGUAUUGUUUUAUUGUUUUCUUUAUUUAUUCUCUUGACAGCCAAGUACAUAGGGACAGUUAUUGUUGGUGGGGGUGAAGUGGGUCGGUUCACAACCAUUCUUUUCCUUGUGAUUGGUUCUGUGUUUUUAGACUUCACAUGUCAAGUUUGUUUAACUCCAUGUGAGGCACUGUUAUCAGAUCUGAGCAAAGAUACUGACCAGCAUGGGAAGUGUUUCACUGUUUAUUCAUUCAUGAUCAGUUUUGGCGGUUGUGUUGGUUACCUCAUCACAGCUCUUGAUUGGAGUGGCAGUUAUGUUGGAACCUAUUUUGGCACGCAAGAGAACUGCAUCUUCAUCACUCUCAUCAUCAUGUACAUUAUUAGCAUGUUCCUAACGUUCAACACUGCAAAAGAAAUCCCUCUACGAGAUAUUUUAAAGAUAAAUUCAGAAAAAAUGUCAAUUUCAUCAAUGAAGCCAGCAGAUCUGGGUUAUGUUAGUGAUGAACCAGCCAACGAAGAUUCAAAUCAUGCAGACUCACUUGAAUUCAAUGUUACAAUAAGCGUGCCAUUCACUAAAUGGUCUACCAUCAAUUUAACAAAUUUAAAGCAACAUAUCAUUUCAACAUCUUAUUCCAUGUUGCCUACUGUCUUGAAACGAUUAUUCAACAUUCCUUAUGUUCUGCGUCAACUUGCUCUGGCCAACUUUUGCAGUUGGACAGCUGUUAUGAUUUUCAACUUGUUUUACACCGAUUAUAUCGGUCAGAGCAUUUACAAGGGGGACCCAAAUGCACCUGAAGAUUCAGAACUUAGAAACUGGUAUGAUGAGGGUGUGAGGAUGGGUAGUUGGGGACUACUAUGGCACUGCAUACUGUCAGCCAUCUACUCCACCUUUAUUGACAGGAUUGCUUCUAAUCUAAACUUACAGAAAACUUACUUGAUUGGAAUGGCUUCAUUUACUGUUUCUCUAUUUAUCAUGCUCUUUGCCAAUGAUAUUUGGCUGGCUAACAUAUGCGCCACAUGUACAGGUUUCGGAUAUGCAACACUUACCACUGUGCCUUACCUACUCUUGACUGCUUAUCAUGACAAUUCAGAUGUGUACUUCUGCGACACGCACAACGGAUGCAUCGUACCGUACAGGGGCAUAGGAGCGGACCUGUCGAUCCUGGAUAGUGCCUACUUCUUAUCACAAGUCAUGCUGACCGGCUUCAUGGGCUACAUCGUGCAGCACUGCGGAAGCGUCCUCGCCUAUAUCGUCUGCUCGUCGUUCAUGGGACUGCUCUCUCUCUUCUGCAUCUUUAACAUUGUUUACGAACCAAACCAGAUGACAAAGUUUCUCAAAAACUCCAAAAGGGUCGUCAAAUGAUUGGGGCCUAUAGACAUUUUUGUAGACUCCAUAUAACGAUGUUUGAGCUACUGAUGUCAAGUAAUGGUUAAUGAUGAGAUUCUCUUUGAACUAAUCAUUAUCUCAUGGUUAUUUUACUUAGUUCAAUUUUAAUUUGUUUUUUCCCGACGGACGUGUUGCGUCACUACGGAGAAACUGCAUCAGUCACAUCACGUCAUAUUUUCAAUUGAAAUUAUUUUUAUAUAACAUUAUGAGAUAUCAUGGGCAAAGAUUUUAUAUUCCAGGACAGCAGUAUUAUUAAAUAAACCCAAUUUGUCUUAAGUGUGUUUUGUUCAUGUUGACUAUGUAUCACGUGCUAAACAAUCAUGAGUUGUCAAUUUUUGCUCAUUCGUCAUUACGCCACUGCCGUCAUUAUCUAAGUAUAUUGUUGAUCCUAACAGUCAUCGGCAUUGGAAUUGUUAUGACAGUUUUGCAUCUUAACUUACCUAAAUGAAGUACGCUUGCACGCAUGAACAACAGUAUUCACGUAACUUCGGCGCGUCUUGUAGAAAAGUCAUUUUUUAAAAUUUUAUUUUAAAAUCAUUUGCUCUGGUAAUAUAUACUAUAUUUAUUGUAUGAUAUUGUUUAGCUAUGUACAUUUAGUCAUUAGCUCAUUUUAUUCUUCCAAUAUAUAUAUUUUUUAUUUUAUAAAUAGGGGAUUAAAAAUGUAAGCAAUGAGGUACUGACUGUAUUUAGGGUUAAAUUUGUUUUUAACUGUCACACAUCUUUGUGCACUUUCCGAUGUCUUUUAAAAGUUCAUCUUGAAUUUAAACAAAAACGUGGAAACUACUUUCAUGCCAAAAUGUUUCCUCGCUUCUUAUUGGUAGUAAAUCAUCUUCAACCGAUUCAUUCAAUUUUAUACGUAAUCACAAUUUUUGUAGUAUCCAUAUGAUAAUAAUACAUUUAUCCGGCGAUCCAUUUGUUAUACUAUGUAGGGUGUAGUAAUGAGUGUCGCCUUAUUUGCUGAUAUGAAUGCAAAUUUAUAACCAUUUAAUUAUACAGUAUAAUAUGUAUUACAUAUAAUGGGUAUCGAUGUCGUGUGCUGGCUUAACCAGAGUUUAUUUCAAAUUCAAUUCCGUAUCCGUGCAACGAUAUUUUUGCUUUUUUGCCAAUAUUUGUUAUUAUAUUUCUUCAUUUGUUCAAUCACGGUUGGUUUCAUUUCUUUCCUCUACAGUCAAAUUUUUUAUCUUUUUGGCCGAUUUUGUUUUUCCAAUCUCUGUUCAUCAACUCGUCAAUAUUAAUAAUUAAUAAUUAUUAUUUAUUAAUUCGAUGAAGUUUUUUUCAAUUCGGCUAACAAACAACGAUCACAAUAUUGUUAAUAUCAUGUCCUCGGUUUAUUAAAUUGUUUUUAUGUGAAAUUUUGUUUUCUAAGAAUUUGUAUAAAAAUGAA